AUGGUUACCCCGCAUCAAAGAGACAUUAACCUCGUCGCCAUUUCAAGACUCACCAUGAGACGCUCCGAUGACUUCAAGUGCUUGCUUUUGUGUGUGAUAGUCCUUCCGUUUUGCUCGAGCAGGGACACACUAAGCAUAGUAAGCAGGGUCACGGACCCCGGAGGUGCCCCUCUCGUGUCUGCCGGCAAGCGGUUUGAACUUGGCUUCUUCUCUCCGAACGGGAGCUCCAACUUGAGGAGGUACGUCGGAAUAUGGUAUUACAGAUCGGACCCUCGGAUCAUUGUCUGGGUCGCCAACCGUAAUGUCCCGCUCGUCGGCCGCACGGCGUCAUUCGGGCUCCUGGAAGGCGACCUGCAGUUAUGGGACGAUGGACAACCGAUCUGGUCGACCAAUGUCAGGGGUUCAAGCUCUUCAACCCGGUUUGCGAAGCUUCUUGAUACAGGGAAUCUGGUGCUGAUGGAAGACGACGGAACCGAGAGCACUGUGUGGCAGAGCUUCGAUAACCCAACCGACACUUUCCUUCCUGGGAUGCGGAUGACCGACGAUUUCAAGUUGACUUCUUGGGCAAGCCAGGACGACCCGAAAGAGGGCAACUUCACGUUCCAGAGGGAUCAAGCAGGCGACGCCAGCAAGUACAAAGUGAUGAAGGACCAGCAUCCUUACUGGAAAAGUGGUGUCUAUGGCGAGUUCAUACAAGCCGAUGAGAUGUUCGAUUUCAUCUCUUCCUUGCUCUCCAUGACCGCUGCUUUGCCGCCAGCCCGGACUGGCAAUAACUACAGCAACGGCUGGUUGGUCAUGAACUAUGACGGCCAUAUUCAGUACUUCACGCGGGGAGAUGGGUCGAAGCUGGUCUGGUCCCAGCCGACGGGCCGGUGCAGUGUGUUCAAUGCGUGCAACAAGUUCCAGAGCUGCAACGAUAAGAAUGGCAAUGAGACCAUGUGCAAGUGCUUGCCGGGAUUCGAGCUGCGUCCUGGCGGGUGCCUCAGGAAGUCGCAGCUAUGUGAGAAGAACAUUAGUACUUUCUUGAGUCUGAAGUUGAUGAAGGCUGGUAAUCCGGAUGAUCAGAAUCGGGCAGACAACGAGGAGCAUUGCAAGCAAAAGUGCCUCGGUGACUGCAAAUGCCAGGCUUACUCGUUUAAGGAGGAGGGCGGCACCACGACGUGCUAUACUUGGUCGGACGAGCUUGACAAUAUGCAGGAGUUUGCUGAAGACGGCCUUGACCUCUAUGUCCGAGUGCCGCUUUCAGACAUAGAAUCUACUAACAGGAGCUGUGGAUAUUGUGGCACUAAUUUAGUCCCCUACCCUUUAAGCACGGGACAGAGUUGUGGCGAUCCGCUAUACUCUGCAUUUCUCUGCGACAACAAAACUGCCCAGCUUUACUUUGAACGGCACAAAAGUUGCCACAGAGUCACUAACAUCAAUCCAGAAAAUAGAACAUUUACCAUCCAAGUCGGGGAUGCAUUCAACUGCACAAGUAGCGGUUCAACGGAAAUCAAUCAGCAGCUUAACCAGUCCUCGCCAUUUAGUGUGAAUGACUUCAGCGCAGGAGACUCUUUGGGAAGUGUUGGGUUGAGUGAAGUGAAAAUUGAGUGGAGCAGUCCGAAAGAGCCACUCUGCAAUUCCUCCAAAGACUGUGAUUGGCCACACGCAACUUGCGAGAAUGCAUCAGAUGGAACAACAAGGUGCCUCUGCGAUUCAGGAUUCAGUUGGAAUUCUUUCAGCGUCAAUUGUUCUCUAGCAGGUAAAAAUGCUGUCGGAUCGUCGCAGAAAAGACAGAAAGUGAAGCUUGUAUAUAUAGUUGCUCCUGCCGGUGCCGCAAUUUUCAUCCUUGUAUUCGGUGGCUUAUUUUACAUGAGAAGGCAGCAUGGUAGUACUCAAGGGAGCAGGGAAAGCACUCAGGAAAAUCCUGACUUUCGUCUAUACGACAGCGAGAAACGGAUCAAAAUGUGGAUGGAUUCACGCCAGUUCGAGGAGGAUGAUAAGAAAGGCAUAGACGUGCCAUUUUUUGAUUUAGGAGUUAUUCUACAAGCGACGAAUAAUUUCUCAGAUGAGAACAAACUUGGAAGAGGUGGGUUCGGGCCUGUUUACAAGGCUACUUUUCCAGGAGGACAGGAAAUUGCAGUGAAGAGGCUAUUGAGUGGAUCAGGACAGGGCUUGGAGGAAUUUAAGAACGAAGUCGUCUUGAUUGCCAAACUUCAGCAUCGAAAUCUCGUCAGAUUAGUAGGAUAUUGCGUCAAAGGAGAUGAAAGAAUGUUACUAUAUGAAUACAUGCCCAACAAAAGCUUAGAUUCAUUCAUAUUUGAUAGAACAAGGUGUUCCAUGCUGACUUGGGAGAUACGCUUUGAGAUUAUCUUGGGAAUUGCACGAGGAAUGCUCUAUCUUCACCAAGAUUCUAGGCUGCGAAUCAUUCAUAGAGAUCUCAAGACGAGCAAUGUUUUGCUCGAUGAGGAGAUGACUCCUAAAAUUUCCGACUUUGGUCUGGCACGGAUAUUUGAGGCAAAACAAACUGAAGCAAGCACGCAAAGGGUGAUCGGAACAUAUGGAUACAUGUCUCCAGAAUAUGCUUUGGACGGAUUUUUCUCAUUCAAGUCUGAUGUUUUUAGCUUUGGUGUCGUCAUACUGGAGAUUGUUAGCGGGAAACGUAAUGCAGGCUUUUAUCAGUCUGAAGGAACAAUGAGCCUUCUGACUCAGGCAUGGAAAUUAUGGAAUGACGAUAAAACAUUGGACUUAAUGGAUCAAGUGCUGCAUGGAACUUACAACAGAGAUCAAGUUUUGAAGUGCAUAAACAUCGCGCUUUUAUGCGUGCAAGAAGACCCGACUGAUCGUCCCACGAUGUCAAAUGCAGUUUUCAUGCUCGGUAGUGAAACCGCGACUCUUCCAAUUCCGAAAAAACCGGCUUUUGCAAUUAGGAUAGGCGUUUCUAUGGAAGCUUCUUCUUCCAGCAAACCAGAGUCAAGCGCGGUGUUAUCGACUACUCUGGAACAAGGACGGUAACAUUGGAUCUUCCUCGACUCUAUUCCACAUCUUAGUUGUCAAAAGCUUUAGCCAUCGGACAUUUGUUCAACUAGGAAUGUCUCAAUUUUUACCCCAUGAUAUUCCUUUCUCCUCCGGCAAAAUGCAGUUUACUCUAUGUUGAUUGCUGAUGCUCCUCCUCGGCCUAAGACUAUACAAUACUAACAUAGCGAAUCGGCUUCUUGAUCACCGGAGAAGAUUCUUUUUGUCAUUGGUUGUACUGUUCAUGCUUAAGAAUAAGUUUCUUGUGCUGCAAA
Messenger RNA from Syzygium oleosum, 3269 nucleotides. RefSeq names its product G-type lectin S-receptor-like serine/threonine-protein kinase At4g03230. Lineage: Eukaryota; Viridiplantae; Streptophyta; Magnoliopsida; Myrtales; Myrtaceae. Gene Ontology annotation, biological process: protein phosphorylation; recognition of pollen. The record is from RefSeq and is a predicted model, not a curated record. Gene Ontology annotation, molecular function: ATP binding; protein kinase activity.